Aplysia californica (California sea hare) is the source of this 506-nucleotide messenger RNA. RefSeq lists its product as uncharacterized. The record is from RefSeq and is a predicted model, not a curated record. NCBI's taxonomy places the organism in Eukaryota, Metazoa, Mollusca, Gastropoda, Aplysiida, Aplysiidae. The transcript is spliced from 2 exons. The coding region runs from base 9 to 497 and encodes 162 amino acids.
CGGUGGAUAUGUUUGUCAGUGUCAAACACCUGCCAACUUCAACAGCUACCGCUUACAAUGUGACCUUGAACGUGUACCUCGCAGACUACAUGACCAUGAUUAAGGAGACGCACACGGAGCCUAAAGAGAACAAAAUUACAGUGGCGCAAGAUGGCACAGUCAUCACAGCCGAGAUAGCUCGCCUGACCUUCAGCGACCCUUUUGCCUUGAAUAUUGACGUGUCCUUGAACUUGAGCCACGAGCGGGUUCUGGAGGCGGAGAACCGAGUUGUCAUGUCAGAGGCUAUCUACAACAACCGGUGGGGCAAUGUAACCGACCUCAUGACUCCUACUUCCAGCCUUUCACUGAAGGCUGAUAGGAUCUGCGGUAACCAGAUUUUCUGCUCCUUAAAUAUAGUACACCAAUAUAAACGUGCUCUCAUAUUCUUAUCAUCUCCGUUUAUUGUGGUGAUCUAUUGCAUGCUUUUGCUAAACGUUGAACACCCACUGAGACACUGAAUACGAGGG